Messenger RNA from Sitodiplosis mosellana (orange wheat blossom midge), 4224 nucleotides. Its product is annotated as transmembrane channel-like protein 7. NCBI's taxonomy places the organism in Eukaryota, Metazoa, Arthropoda, Insecta, Diptera, Cecidomyiidae. Gene Ontology annotation, cellular component: plasma membrane. The transcript has 6 exons. The record is from RefSeq and is a predicted model, not a curated record. Bases 1153 to 3801 code for a protein of 882 amino acids. Gene Ontology annotation, molecular function: mechanosensitive monoatomic ion channel activity.
GUGUUUUGGGUGCGAAUACAAUGAAUUCGCAUGUUGGUGACAUUGUCAUGGCCGAUGAAAAUAAUAGUCAUAAAAUCGUAGCACACAGUAAAUAAUGACAGAAUUUACUAAGUUCACAAUUUAUAUAGAAUGCUAAAGAUUUUAAUGAUUUAUCACACGAAAUAGAAUUUACGGCAGUGGCAAUUGACGAAUUGUUGUGUCUCACACAAGAAAACAUAAACGUUGUGCAUUUAUUGUGUUUUGUGUCAAUAGCGCGAGUAGAAAGAUAGAGAGAGAAAAAAAAUACAUGAAAUUUAAACGCUAAAGAAAAUUCCUGUGGAAAUUGUGAAAAUGAGAACGGAUGUGCGUGUGAAUGACUGUCUUCAUCAAUAGGCCAGGAAAAAAAGCAAGUUAAUGAAUGAAGUGGAAAACAUUUGCCAUUACGAAACAUACAACUGAACGAACAGAAAACUAAUUUAUUUAAUGAAACGAAACGUAACAAAACAGGCCUUAAGUGUGUUGUUGAUAAGAACGGAGUGUGUGUUUCGAAUCAAUGAUGAUAUGAGUGGCGAUGACCGCUAUUCUUAGAGUGUAUAUUUCCAAGUCAUUCAUAAGAUUUUGCGGAAAAAUACCGAAUCACAACUAAUUUUAAAUUCACACCUUCUCCCUCACUCUCUCUCUCUCCAUCCUCAACUUGAGAUCGAUCGAUUUUCAUUCAAGCGAACGGCGCGAGAUAAGAGCAAAAAGAAAAACUACAUAAACGAUGGAUAUCAUAUGAGUUAAUGUUUGCUGUAUGCCGUUGCUUUUUUCCCCUUUGAUUCACAUUUAUUUCGGUGUCAGUGUAAAAUUGGUAGCCGAUGCUAUGCAUAUCUAUUGCUGCUUGGAAUUCCAAAAUCGUCGAUUCUAUCGCAUGCCUAGCGGUUCAUAAAUAGCGACCAUUUGUAGGCAAUCCAAAGUGAUUCGGUGCUGUUUGAACUGUUUUAUAUUUCACACUCUCAACAAUGCAGCACCUGUCAUAAGUGUCAGCUAAGCAUUUCAAUUUCUACACACAAACCAAAGCGCUCAAAUACGGGGAACAAUAAAUGCAUCUACUAAUCUAGUCGAAUAGAAACCGUCAAACAUAUACGCAUAGUUUUAACACACAAAUACAUCUCAGCCAGAGAGGUAAUCAGGAUGUCUACCGGAAAGGAUCAGCAAAAGGCCCGUGGAAAUAAGGUGGCCGCUGGUUGGGAGGAAGCCGGCGGUGAAUUCUAUCAAGAAUCUUUCCCAACCGGCGAUUUGGAUGGCGCCGUUAUCACACGAGAUCCAUCCGCACUUGCCACACUGCUACCUUCGAAACAGAAUCGGGCCGCAACCACGAAAAGGGUUCGACGUGAUCGUGCGGCAGCGGCUGGCACAAGUAAGCAAGGCGGUGGAAAUACGGCAGCCGAUCGAUGUACAAAUCGAAAACAUAGUAUAUCUACAUCGCGACAGCAUCACUCAAUCAGACGCGGAUCUCAAUUUCAUGAAGUUCAUAUUGCAAUGCUCCCAGAUUUAUCUGAAAAUCUGACGGACGAGGAGCGCAUAUGGGAAGAAAUCCAUGAAAUCAAAUCGAUGCCAGUGUCAAUGGCGCAGAAACGUGAUAUGAAGGCUCAAUUACAAAAUGCGACAAAACUGCGACUGCAGGGUUUUGAUCAGUUUAAGUGGCAACGACGAAAAGUGUGCCAGCAAUUCCAUGCCAAAUGGUCGGAAUGGUGGAUAAAAAUGGCAUUGUGGCGAAAUUCGCUCAAAACCAUUGAAGGCAAUUGCGGGACGGGCGUUGUGGCAUACUUUCAUUUCCUGCGCUGGUUGAUCUGUUUAAAUUUAAGUGUUUUUAUUUUAAUUUUGAUAUUUAUUGUUCUGCCACAAGUAAUUCUAAGUCCAACACAUGAAGAGCCGAAUGUAUCGUGCAACGAAAACACUGAACGUAAUUCGACUGAAUGCUGCUUCCAAGAGUAUUUCUAUAAGAAAACGCAUAGCGAUGUCAUUGUAUGGGAUUUGAUUCAGGGGAAGCGAUUUAUGGAGAAGACAAUCAUGUUUUAUGGCAUGUAUUCGAAACGAGUGUUCGGCACAACAAUUGGAGGUGACGACAGCAGCAGUAGCAACAGCCAUUUGAAUAGCACCACUGUAGAUACUCAGUUCAUCGAUGAUGAAUCCAACAGUAGUGGCAUUGAUCAAUCGACAAAGCCGACGAUUUCGAAUGGUAUAUUGGAUCUCAGCGGUUUGCAAUUUUACUUUAAUUUACCAUUGGCCUAUCUCUCAGUGAAUGUGGUAUUUCUAUUGAUGUCACUGGUGGCAAUCGUUAAGUCGGUGUCACGCGAAUUUAAGGAUCGUAUGGUCGAGGGCGAGGGGCAAUUUUAUCAAUAUUGCAAUUUAGUGUUUGGCGGAUGGGAUUUUUGUAUACAUAAUCAAAAAUCGGCGCACAUCAAACACAAAGCACUGUUGAAUGAGAUAAAAGGACUUUUACAAUCGAAACGCAUGGAAUUGGAGCGUUGCAAUCGGCCGAAAGAUUUAAUGUUUAAAAUCAUUAUGAUUCGCUUGCUGGUGAAUUUAAUCGUAUGCGUAAUUCUUCUGGUAGCUGCCUGGAUCAUUUACGAAUCCAUCAAUUUCAGUUUGAAAGCAUACGAGAUUCAUUUUGAUCUUGGUCCCGGCCAGAAUAAACUCCCAGGCAGCAUUGGCUACGAAACAGCCAGCGAAAAACCGGACGACGACGAAGACAGUGGCGGCGGCGGCGACAAGGAGACCAAACACAUAUAUAAUCUUCUGCAUGACUUAUUCGUCGAAUUUUUACCAUACAUUACCAUUGUAUGCAUGAAUUUUUUGGUGCCAUUACUAUUUAAUUAUCUCGUGCAAUUCGAACAGUAUUCACCGAUGUUUGUUAUCAAAAUCACGCUAUUGCGCACAGUUUUCUUGCGUUUAUCAUCGCUUGGGGUUCUAUUGAGUCGUUUCCACUAUUUGGUCACAUCGAAAUUCAAGCAGAACACCGGCGAAUGCAACUCCAGCUAUGGUCCAUUACAAUGUUGGGAAACAUUUGUCGGUCAACAAUUCUACAAACUGCUGGUAGUUGACUUUGUUACACAUGUAUUUGUAACGUUAUUCAUCAAUUUUCCACGUGCAAUGUUGGCACGGCACAUAAACAGUCGCUUCACACGAUUCAUUGGCGAACAAGAAUUUGAAUUGUCAAAACACGUGCUCGACAUUGUGUAUUCGCAAACAAUUUGUUGGCUUGGCACAUUCUAUUCACCAUUCAUACCGGCCACCGCUGUUGUACUACAUUUUGGCAUGUUUUAUGUGAAAAAGUUUGCGUGUCUGAUCAAUUCAAAGCCAUCAGCAAUACUGUACCGGGCAUCACGUUCCAAUUCGUUGUUCAUGUUGGUGCUACUUUUGUCUUAUGUAUUGGCCGUGAUACCAAUCGUGUACGCAGCGGCCGAAAUAAUGCCAUCGCGUGCAUGUGGACCGUUUCGUGGUUUGGAUUCGGUGUGGGAGGCGGCGAUUAAUGCAUUCCGCGAAUUGCCCGUUUAUUGCCAGACAAUUAUUUUCUUUUUCGGCACCGCCACAUUUGCUGUACCAUGUUUUGUCGCUUUAAUUCUCUGCUUGUACUAUUAUUAUGCCGUUUCGGCGGCCAAUAAGCAUAUGGUUGAAAUGCUAAAGAAUCAACUAGUGCUCGAAGGACAUGACAAACAAUUUUUAUUGAAUCGAUUAAGCUCAUUUUUAAAGCAACAACAAGAUUAUCAGAAGAAAAUGGAGCAUAGCUCAUCGGUGCCACCACAACCGCCACCACGAGAACCGAUAGUCAACCAAUAGCGAAACGUAUUUUAAAUGCGAACACGCAUCACACACUUACUCCCUCACAAUAUUUAUACAUAAACAGCAAACAAACAAACAAACAAUAGACUGAUCACACUUACACACAUUUUUUUGAAUACUGUGUUCUUUUUAAGUUUUCUUUUACCCAUCCAACGAGAUACGUUCAAUUUAACGGAACUGAAAUAAAUUAAGAGAAAUAAAGAAUUAUCUUAAAUCACAAUUUCAACUGUAAUGAAUCCUUUUAACACACACACACACACACAUUAAACGUACCAUUUAUAUGCAAGAAUAGUGUUCAUUUGAUACCAAAACAAGUAUAAGAAGAAAAACUAAGCGAAAAUCACAAUAUUCAAAACAAUUUUAUCUAAGUCUUUAUUAUGAAAUAAAAUCUAGAAAAUAAACAUCAUUCGAAUGCUGAAA